GAAGGAUAUCGUACGGAGAACAGACGAAGGGAAUCUCACAUGCAGCGAUAGCAAAAUGUAUGGCAUCAUAAACAUAUGUGCAAAAUCUCUUAUUACGGAAAGAUAUGGUGAAGCAACGUGGGAGAAAAUAAGGGAGUCAGCAGGCGUGGAUGACAAGUUUGUGAACUAUAACGUAUACGAUGACGACGUCACCUACAAGAUCGUACAUGCUGCAUCUCAGUUAUUGGAUUGCUCCAUGGACGAGGUCUGGGAAUUAUUCGGUGUUUACUGGGUAAUCUGGUGCAUGAGAAAUGGCUAUGACAUCCUCUUUCGGACACUUGGUGGAACGCUGAGUGAAUUCUUGAAGAGCCUGGACUUCUUACACAGUGUGUACAUGAAAACAAUGUACCCGAAAAUGAUUGUGCCUUCGUUCAGAGUUGAAGAAAAGGACGAAAGUAACUUCAUUCUACAUUAUUAUUCAAACAGAAGAAAACUAGGUGGGAUCGUUCUUGGGAUAGUGAAAGGCGUCUCUCGGAUCAUUUUCAAUUCAUCAAUCUCGAUGCAUAUAAUUGAUCACAAUGAAGUAACCAUUCUUGAUAAGGUCAAAGAUUAUUACCGAUUCUAUAUCCGGGUCACGGACUAUCGAUUACCAGCUAUCGGAACACACGGAAUGAUCACCGAUGAGGAAUGGAGAUCUGUCAUAAGUGGGAGGAGUAGCAAUCACAUUCGUCAUACAUCUAUAGGAUCUUAUCACCAAGGAGGAGCAAUCAUACGAGACCAUUCUAAACUCAGCUGCUAUGAUUUGGUAAUGCCUUGUCAGAGGAAUGACCAACAUACAUUCCAUCCAAACCUGCCUGAAAGGAUGUUACUUGAUGGGCCGACCUUCUGCAAGGCUUUCCCAUACCACGUGGUCUUCAACAGUGAUCUUAUCAUCAUGCACGCAGGAAUCAAGCUGCAAGAACUUUGCCCACGUGCCUCAGUAGACAAUACAAACCUUGGUGACGUCAUACAGCUCAACCAUCCUGAGAUUGAACUUACGGCACAGAACAUUCGCUUGUUCAUUGACAUGAUCUUCAUGGUGUCUUUGAAGCAAUUAAAAAGGAAAAAUCAGUGCCUGUCUAUGAGAGGGCAGAUGGUUGAAAUGAAAAAGAGUGGUCUUUUCGUCUUUUUGUCAUCCCCCGUUCUGACGUCACUAACUGAGCUACAUGCAAAAAACAUGCAUUUCUCUGAUAUUGCACCUCAUGACGUCACACGAGAUCUGAUUCUCUUUAACCAGCAACGUAUAGUAGAGGUGGAACUCGCCAAAGAAUUAGAACAGAAGAAAGAGGAGCUCCGGACGUUAAUGAGAGACUUAGCAGCUGAGAAGAAAAAGACAGAUAGUCUGCUAUUCUCUAUGCUGCCAAAAGAGGUCGCCAACGACCUGAGAGAAGGAAGACAUGUUCAAGCCGGUGAAUACCCUGAGGUAACCGUCAUGUUUAGUGAUGUCGUCAGGUUCACCGAUAUGUGCUCCCAGUGUCAACCCAUUCAAGUCGUACACUUCUUAAAUGAAAUGUAUAGCAUGUUCGACAAAUUAACGACUGUCAAUGGAGUCUAUAAGGUUGAAACAAUCGGUGAUGCCUACAUGGUUGCAGGAGGCUUACCCUUGCCCAGUUCAACACACGCUGCACGCGUUGUAUCGUUCGGUCUUGACACCCUUGAGGUGAUCCCCAAGCUACAAUCACCGGUAUCGGAUCACGAGGUCCAGAUCCGUAUUGGUACACAUACGGGACCAGUUGUUGCCGGGGUGGUAGGACAAAAAAUGCCGAGGUACUGUUUAUUUGGUGACACAGUGAACACAGCAUCUCGUAUGGAAAGUCAUGGUUCUCCGGGAAAGAUUCACGCAAGCCAUGAAGUUGUGAAAUCCAUUUCUGAUGACGAUCGAUUCCAUGCAGAAAUCAGGGGAGAUGUUUUCAUCAAAGGGAAGGGAAAGAUGGAUACAUACUUCAUAAUGCGCUCAUCCUCAAAACCUACUACCUCAUCGACGUCAUCUGUCAGCAAUCAACUUUCUAUUAUGACGUCAUCAUCAUCAAGAGAAGGAAACAAUAACAAGACCAUGGAGGUUCAACCGAUUUACCAACCUGCUUCUGAUCGACUAGAGCUUUCAGUUUUGUCCAAUUCAGCUCAUAUUUCGAACAUCAAAGUGUCUUCAAACAUCUGUUUGAUUCUGUAAAAUGGUUUUAGUGUUUGUAUAUAUUUGCUGUUAUUUAUUCUUUGUUUUAGUUUUACGUGUUGUCGAUGUGAAAUUCUAAUUAAUUUAAAUUGUUCGGUACAUGUAGGCGCUAGGCGCGGACCCUUGCAGGGAAGCACGUUGCCGCGAAAUUGUUCGUAUAUUAUUUGCUGUUAUUUAUUCCUUUUUUUAUUUAAGUUUUAUGUGUUGUCGAUGUGAAUUUCUAAUUAAUUUCAAUUGUUCGGUACAUGCAGGCGCUAGGCGCGGACACUUUCAAGGAGGCACGUUGCCUCGGAAUUGUUCUAAAAAACCUUAUGCACCUUCUUUUUUUAUUUUUUGUUUGGGGGGGUUGUUGUGGCGUCUUUUAUAUUACCUUUAUCCACUCUAUUUCCCUUUAUUUGCUCCAAGUGCCGAAAGUAUAAGCCUACUUUUGAACGGAUAAUUCACCCCCAACAAAAUGUUGAUUUCCCCUUCAUCCUUUUUAUCACAAAGACCAGAAUAAUAUAUCAUAAGCCCUAAUUAUAGUAUGUAUGCGCGAAGGGUGAACUGACCUUUCACACGAACAUUACUGAUUAAACUGUACGUUCCAAGCAUGUUAAGUAAUCAUGAACAGCUUGCGUAUAUACAUGUACAUGCAUGCAAUUAGUUUAUUGAUUUUGAUUCAAGCUUAUUUUAAAAAAAUAAUGCGAGCGCGAAGCGCGAGCUGAAAUCUGGAAUCAUACCGAUCUGAAAUAAUUGACACUUUCAGGACUCAGGAAGUAGUGACUUGUGUCUUGCCAUGAAAAUUAUAUGACCGCGAAAUGCGAGAUGAAUAUAAAUUAUAUUUAUAUUAAUGAUUUAUUGCAUUACUAGAUGACUAUGUACACUAAUUCAAUUGCAUUGACAAUGCUUGUUCUAUAAUGAUGUCAAUUUUCGUGUCAUUAAUUGUGUGAAUGGAUUUAUUUUAUCAUUCUUGCCAUCUUCUUAUUAUUGUUUUACGAUUCCUGCGCGAGAGAAAGCGGUGCCCUGCAGUUUGUCAACAGUGUGUAACACACUGUGAAAACUCAUCGCCAAACUGUAAAAUGUUAGCCUUUUCAAAGUCUGCGAGUGUAAAUCACUUUUUUUUUUUUACAAAGUAUAUUCUGUAAAUUUAAAACACUGUACGAACUCACACUGUAGAUAUGGUACAUGUGCAAACAGUGUGUAAUCAUUACAAUAUGAAUUCCAAACAUUUUCAUUGGUUUUAAUAGUGUAAAUCACUGUGCCCAGCACAAAAAAAAGACGUGGCCUUGAUUGAGGCAAACAUAGCAGACUACUUUAGACUUUAGACUACUUUAAAUGCUAAAAUUUCACAUUGGCAAUGCCUCAAUUUGGACAACUACACAACAUCAUUAACAGUGUGUUCGCAUAGUGGACUAUUUGAAGUUAUGGUUCACACUGUCGACAUGAUCGACUUUCACAGUGUGUUCACACAGUGGACUAAGUAUGUGAAGAUGUGACUCAGACUGUUUAAAAUUCUCAAAUUUAACAUUGGCAAUUCCACACUGAGGACAAAUACACAGUGUCAUUAUUAACAAUGUGUUCGCAUAGUGGACUUGGUGAUGAUGUGUGUCACACUGUUAAAACGUUCAAAUCUUACAGUGAACACUGAAGAUACCUAUUGCACAGUGUGAAUGUUCACAGUGUGUUCACAUUACUAGUAGACUAAUUAUGUGUAGAUGUCAUUUAGACUGUUUAAAAUGUUCGAAUUUAACAUUGUCAAUUCCACAUUGAGGACACCUAGAUUCACAGUAUGUUCACAUAGUGGACUAUUUGAAGAUGUUAUUCAGACUGUUUAAACUGUUCAAAUUUAACGUUGGAAAUGCCAGACAGACUGUGGAUACGUAUUGCACAGUGUGCAUGUUUACAGUGUGUUCACAUAGCUAGUGGACUAAGUAUGUAAAGAUGUGAUUCAGACGACUUAAAAUGCUAAAAUUUCACAUUGGCAAUGCCACACUGUGGUCAACUACACGGUGUCAUUAUUAACAGUGUGUUCGCACAGUGGACCUCGUGAAGAUGUGUGCCACACUGUUAAAAUGCUGAAAUCUUACAGUGAACACUGAGAACACCUAUUGCACAGUGUUCUCACAUAGUGGAAUAUUUGAAGAUGUUAUUCAGACUCUUUGAAAAAUUCAAAUGUAACAUUGACAAUGCCACACUGUGGAUACCUAUUGCACAGUGUGAAUGUUUACAGUAUGUUCACAUAACUAGCGGACUAUGCGAAAAUGUGAUUCAGACUACUUAAAAAGCUAAGAUUUCACAUUGGCAAUGCCACACUGUGGACAACUACACAGCAACAUUAUUAAUAGUGAUAUAUAUAUAGCGGACUACUAUGGUUCACACUGUUGACAUUCGAUUUUCACAGUAUGUUCACAUAGUGGACUUAGUAUUUGAAGAUUUUAUUCAGACUGUUUAAUUUAACAUUGGCAAUGCCACACUGUGGAAAAUUACACAGUGUCAUUAUUGACAGUGUGGUCGCACAGUUGACCUUUGUGAAGGUGUGCGUCACACUGUUAAAACGUUCAAAUCUUACAGUGAACGCUGUGGACACCUAUUGCACAGUGUGAAUGUUCACAGUGUGUUCGCAUAGCUAGUGGUUUGAGGAUGUGAAAAUAAGAUUGAGACGGUUUAAAAUUUUUAAAGUUAACAUUGGCAAUGCCACGCUGUAGUCAGCUACACAGUGUCGUUAUUAACAGUGUGCUGUAUAUAGCGGACUAAUUGAAGUUAUGGUCCACGUUGUUGACAUGCUCGAAUUUCACAGUGUGUAACAUAUUGUGAGAUGAAAAUUCCACACUUUGGAUGCCUGAAAUACACUGCGAAUGUUCACCGUGUGUUCACAUAGCUUGUGGACUAAGUAUGUGGAAAUUUGACUCGUAAGCAUUGUCAAUUCCACACUGAGGACACCUAUUGCACAGUGUGAUUGUUCACAGUGUGUAUUAGUAGAUCAUUGGAAGAUGUGAUUCAGACUGCUUAGUGUCACUUACACUGCAAAAACACCGGUGUUAUUUUAACACCAGUCUGGUAUCUAUAUCGGUCCACACCAGAGAAGUGUUAAAAUAACACCGGAUUGUCGUUAGGCUAACACCAAUUUGGCAUUUCAGCCACACCAAUAAGUGUUAAACCAAUAUCGGUAUGAUUCUGAACUGGUGUUGUUUCAACGCUUCUCUGGCGUUUCUCGAUAUAGAAACCGGGCUGAUGUUGAAUCAACACCGGUGUUUUGGCAGUGUACGCUGUCGACAUGCUACAAUGUAGUAUCGGCCGUGUAUUCACAUAAUGGAUCAUGUGAAAAGGGAUUCACACGGACACUGUUAAAAUCGUGAACAAGAUUUCACAGUGUCGAUACCUACCCUCACUUGCAAUAUAUGUAUUGUCCCUUUUACAUUAAUCGAUUUUUUUUUUGCAACGAACGUAGAGGUCUGCAACAUUUUUGCUGCCCUUUACGUUCGUUGGUUUUUGGUUAUAGGAACUUUAUUUGUUGUUGCGGUGUUUUGUUCCGUUAUUUCAUUACGUAAAAGAAAAAUAUUCUUACUUGCUGUUGACAUGUGCCUGAAGAAAAAUUCUGAUAUCUUAUACCAUUAAAUCAAUAAAACUAACCUCUUUACAAAUGUCA
Molecule: messenger RNA, 5813 nt
Organism: Lytechinus pictus (painted urchin)
Lineage: Eukaryota; Metazoa; Echinodermata; Echinoidea; Temnopleuroida; Toxopneustidae
Product: guanylate cyclase soluble subunit beta-2-like
Exons: 15
Coding region: 56-2188 (710 amino acids)
Biological process (GO): response to oxygen levels; cGMP biosynthetic process
Cellular component (GO): guanylate cyclase complex, soluble
Molecular function (GO): heme binding; guanylate cyclase activity
Source: RefSeq, a predicted model, not a curated record